Gadus morhua (Atlantic cod) is the source of this 5646-nucleotide messenger RNA. Its product is annotated as mucin-5AC-like. Gene Ontology annotation, molecular function: axon guidance receptor activity. Gene Ontology annotation, cellular component: axon; plasma membrane; neuronal cell body. The transcript is spliced from 18 exons. Gene Ontology annotation, biological process: synapse organization; homophilic cell-cell adhesion. Bases 129 to 4046 code for a protein of 1305 amino acids. Lineage: Eukaryota; Metazoa; Chordata; Actinopteri; Gadiformes; Gadidae. The record is from RefSeq and is a predicted model, not a curated record.
GUGCAUGCGUGUUUGUUUUGGCUCGUUGCAGGAAUGUGUCUGAGGAGGACGAGGCCUCCUACCAUUGUGAAGCCUCCACCCAGCAGGAAGCCCUCCGCUCCCAGCCUGCCCUGCUCCUCCUGGCCGGAAUGGACUGGAGGUUUGUCCAGCAGCCCAGAAACAAGACAGUGAAGGAAGGGGAUAACGUUACUCUGGUCUGCCGGGCUCCCAGGAGCCGCCCCCCCGCCCGAGUGUCCUGGGUGAAGGAAGGCAGGCCCCUAGGGCCACAGGCCCCCCUCACCACAUCCCCUGCUGGAGAUCUUCUCCUCCACAGAGUGCUGAAGGACGAUGCCGGGACGUACUUCUGCAGGGCCUCCAAUCAGCAGCUCAACCGAUCUGUCACAUCGAAAAGAGUAACCCUCACAGUUCUGGCGCCCCCUACGGUGAGUUUGCGGCCCCAGUGGAUGACAUUGCCCCCGGGGGGGUCUCUGCGGCUGCAGUGCGAUGUGGGGGGUCUCCCUCCUCCCUCCAUCAGGUGGUACAAGAGAGGUCCGUCCACGAAGACCGGGGGGAAAGUCACCAUGGGACAGAGAAACAGCAGCCUGUACAUCCUGUCUGUGAGGAACUACGACGAGGGAGUGUACACGUGUGAAGCCACCAACAUCCUGGGUCAAGACCGCCAAACUGCCACAAUAAGGGUCACCGUGAUGCCCGUCAUCGUGGGCUUUUCUGGGCAGGUGAGCAGCCGGCUGGGGGCCCCUGUGGAGCUGCCCUGCAGAGCGGUGGGGGUCCUGCCCAUCACGUACACUUGGACCAGAGACAACACAACGGACCCCCACACAUCAACCACCACCACCACCAUCACAGACGAUGGAGCUCUGAGGAUGUCUGCUGUGCGGUGGACCGACGCAGGUGACUACUACUGUAGGGCAGAGAACCAGGCCGGGAGCGACCGGAUACACACUGUCCUCCUUAUCACAGAUGAGAACCGCGGGGGUGACACCCGAGAGCAGAGGAGAAUGAGUUGGUCUGCUAGGACAAAUACUAACAAGGAACUCCCAGCUGUCCAAAUCAAAGGUUCAAUUCUUAAAAAUCACUCUAGGAUCAACCAUGGCUCACAUUCAGUGAUGUACACGGAACCCAUCACCCACAGGACAGACUUAACUUUUACAUCACUAAAAGAGGCUCUAUUCAGAGAACUACACCCGCCAGGGUCACCUGACUACCUGCACCUGCUGGCCCUGCCUGAGGACCAGGCAACCCAGCCUGAGACCCAGCCAACCCAGCCUGACAUCCUGCCAGCAAAGCCUGACACCCAUCCAGCCCAGACUGACACCCAGCCAGCCCAGCUUGACCGCCUGCCAGCCCAGCUUUCACCCAACAGUCAGAUACUGCAACCUCCCCCUUCAACCGUAGACCCCCAUACCCUUGACCAAAUGGGUCCCCCGCCACAUGUUUCAUCUCCGUAUUCUGAGUCCUACAUUCUCAAUAGCCCAGCACCAGGACACAAGGACACUGGGACACCAGCGCACCGGGACACCGGCACUCCAGGACACCAGGACACCGGGCUCCUAGUGACCACCAGCCAAACCCUUCCUCACCACUCCUUCGCUCAUUAUCAUUUAACCAAGAUAUCCACCGCUAGGCAACUCCAGAACGUUGCUGGCGAGACGUCGGCGAAGCAGAGUGGCGAAGAUGAGGAAGUAUCCCUCUAUCACAUGGAUCCACCGGCACCGCCAGAGAGGAUGGGAGCCAGCCUCAUAUCCUUCCCUAAGUCGGUGUUUCCUCUCACUAGGUCUUCAGACUCGACAGAGCCCACUACAGCGUUUGUCACCAAUAGAGAUAAUCUGCCGCCCCCAGUGAACCGCCUCGGUCAAGAUGCAGUUGCUUUGUCCUCUGCAUUGCAUGUGACACUCCAAACCUCUGGCCAGUCAUUGACUCCAAGGACCCACUCAGGAGCCCAGCUUAAUCAUCCUCCUACCAAGGGGUCCCUCGUGGUGUCACACCUCGCUCAAGACCCACAUGGGAGUCCUGGAGAUUUGGCACAGGCCGCCCUCGCUAACCAUGGCUUGAAAGCAACGCAAAAUCCUUCUAGAGGACAGUCCACCCUAUGCUCCUUCACGCAGUCAGCCCCUGAGCUGCCCCCUACAUCAGUCCAUGACAAACCCCAAACCACUCCCUUGCCUCCAGCUCCUCCACCCAUCCGAGGAUCCUCUUGGACCCCCUACAACGGUCUGUCUCCCACAGGUCCAGUGCCUUCAGCACAACAGCAGACUCCACUUCCCUCAAUCCGACCGCAUGGCCCUUUUCAUGCCCCUCAUUCUGUGUCCUCCAUCGCCACCACCACCUGCACCACCACCACCACUACCACCACCACCACCACCACCCCAACCAACAUUAACAUCAACAGCACACCAAACAGAACCACCAUCACAAACGCCACCAACCCAACCACCAUCACCAUCACCACCACUAGAGCCUCCAUCACCAGCAACACCCCCCAAACCAUCAUAACCAGCCCUCCCUCCAGAUCCACCAUAACCAGCCCUCCCUCCAGAACCACUAGCACAAUCACCACAACCAGCACCUCAUCCAAGACCGCCUCCACCAGCACAAGCACCCGCACCAGCACCCCCACCAGCACCACCACCACCCCAAUCACCCCCAGCCCCACCACCCCCACACCACCCCCAACACACUCCCACACCCUUAUUACCCCCAGAUCCACCACCAGCACCACCAGCCCCAUUACCCCCAGCACCACCCCCAGGACCACCAGGGAUGAUCAUUUAACCAGCCCUUCCAGAAGGUCAGUCCCUGAGGGUCUGACUCCCAGUCCACAAACCGUGCCUGAUGGCAAACGUUUAAACACGAGUCAGGCUGUUGAGCCAGCUCUGACCUCUGGGGCCACCAGUAAGCCCCGUCCUACUGUUGGACUGAAGACCAACACCUCCCAGUCACCCAUGACCAGCGAUGACCCCCGAGGGACACAGAAGUCUUCUUCAUGGCUGCCAGGGCUGGAAAAACAUGACGUCCCCAUCGUGGUUGGAGUGGGCGUGUCUCUAGCCUUCAUCUUCAUCACAAUGGCUUUCUAUUCGCUGUUUCAGAGCAGUGAUCCUCUGCCAAUCAUUCGAGCAGGGACCGUGGCGCUAACUGAUGCACAACAAAGAGCUCAGAGGAACGUGGGCGUCCCCAUCAGACAUGCGGAACAACAGGCCGCUGGUAAAACAUACGACAACAGAGCAUUUGCGGAUGACGAGUGUGUAGCAGUGAUUGAUCAGAGCCCUAAUACGUCGGACACCCGCGCCCGGCCGCUGGGGCCCGGUCUGGUCAUGGUUCAGAUGGAGCCCCCACCUGAAGACCUGAGAGAGGAAGACCUGAGAGAGAACCACCAGCGUUCCCUAAUGGAGGACAAUGCUGUCCCCAUGGAGACGUUUCCUCUUUGUGCUCUCCUGGACUCACAGGUGGAGGAGGACAAGGCCUUCAGCCUGCCUCCACCCAGCGCACGGCUCCGGUGUGUGGAAGACUGGGUCAGCAGCUGCCUCCACCCGGUCUGCCAGGAGCCUCCGACCCGACCCCCUUCUCUGACUCCACCCUCCUCUCUGCUUCCACCCUCCUCCCUGCCUCCUCCUCUGUCCUCCCUCGCCUCCCACUCAACCUCCCCCACCCUCUCUCUCUGCCCCUCCUCCCCCUCCUCCCUGGCCACUGUACGGGAGGAGAGGCUCCACUCCUCGCUGACCCUCCAGACGCCGGCCGAGCCCACCUCCACCUCCUCCCAUGCCUCCACCACCUCCACCCUUCCUGUCCACCACAGCCUCAGCGUCUCCCACACAGUGAGCUCCCCGCUCCUCGUCUCCCAUCAUGUCUCGCUGGGCUCAACCACCACCGUCACUGUGGAUGUCACCUUCCAUCCUAGCGCCGCCACUGCCAUGGCGAUUUCAACCAGCACUCACAUCAAUUCGCGCGUCACCAACACCCCCACAGCAGCGGGUCCUCUGUUUAACUUCCCAUUGGCAAACAGUCAAGAGAGCGACCAAUCAGCUUCGAGAAUGCCGCACUGCAAGUAGCGAGAUCUUACUAGUAAUGGAUUCAAUGAUAAUUUUCCUUGAUUCAGUUUGCGUCGGUCAGUUCGCCAAGAAGAGUUGUUCAGAAUCGUUCGUUCGUUCAGUCGAGUUUCCGGUAGCGGUGAAUCGAAACAUGGAAUUUACGGUUCUCAGCUGAGUCAGUCAGAUUCAGCUCCUCCCUCGUUCUCAUUCUCAAACGAUCGUGGAAGUCGGUCAUCAAUCAAUAUCACAACUUUAACCAAACGCAGCCGGAUGGGGGGGUGUAGUUGAUUAUUAGAUGUUUAACAUAUCAGCAAGAUAAUAGAUUUGAUUUAGCAAUGAUGUUGGGCGUCCCGGUGGAGAACGAACCAUGAAAGAUCAAGACAGAUUGACGAGACAUUCAAAUAUUUGAUUAAUCUGGCAUGACACAGAAAGUACAAAGACAGCAUGCAUUUAUCAUUUCACUGACAUUGAAUCGUAUUAUCGUACGCUCGCUCACUAAGCCUCUUCCCUCUUCACCACUCACAGUCAGUGAAUGAACAGUGAGUCAGCGUGUCAGCGACUAGUAGGUCUGGGAGGAGUCGAGUCUGAGAACAAACAAGACGAACGAAAGAGAGGAAUCAGUUCAGUUCGAACUGAUUCUUCUCAGCGUUUUUCAACUCUUUCAACGUUUUAAACUAUGACGCUUUUUCUGCUUUUUUUUUUACAAUGUAAGUAACUGCUCAGUUACGAUUAAGACAUCCGUCUGCCCAGUAACGAUUGAGACAUCGUAACUAAAUACAUUUUCAUCCGUUCACCUUCAUUCAAACCAUUUAACCUACACAAUUGUAUCUUUCUAUAAUAUUAAAACAGAAUUUCGAUAAAAUGUGUACUUUAUUCAGAAUCACAGUUUAAGUUUCAUAUCGGCUUUCAGUUGGUCUCAUUGGUUUACGCUGAGGUUAGAGCGCGGAGGACGUGCAGGCAUUGUUGCUAGAUUGGGCGGUUUACCAUCUGCGGCAUUUUAGCAAGCACACUCUCGCAGUUGUUAGGAUGAAACGCAUUCUAGUUGUACAUAUUAUCCGAUCAAUUCAUAUUCACUGUACAAAAACUAAUGUUGAUAUUUUAGGCCGAUAAGAAAACAUAUUGGAAGAUCAUUACGUCAAUGUAUCAGUCAACUUGUAAAAGUAUAUUUCAUAGACAGUGUACUUUAAAUAGCCUCUCUUUAUUCUCAGCACACUGAGACAAUGUUUAACAUUGACAUAUAUGUGUUUGAGUAUCUUUAUUAUUUUAAUAGUGACCAUAAUCAAAGGGAUAUCAAUGUUGGUAUAACUUGUAGGUCUAUUACAAAUGUCACUGUUGACAAAAAUGUAUAUUUACAAUAUUGUGUGAAAAGUGAAUAACAUUUGGCCAGUAAUGUGUAUAGUAUUGUAUUAAAGAUGCCAAGAAUAGAUACUAUUGCUCUUGUUUCAAAAAUUCUUGCAACAAGCUAGUGACUGUUAACUAAUUCCUCAAACCAAAUGAAGUUCAAUUGGCUAUAACAUGAAGUUAUACAUUAUCUGUUUUCAGCAUGUGCAUUUAACAUUAGUAACUUAAACCAUGCCCGCCUCUCUCAAAAGUGUUAAUCACACUAAUAAAAUAAAAUGAU